AUGUCUCUCAAGAACGACAAGUUCCCUUCCUCGGCCGCCUUUGACGCCAUCGACGCCGCCCUCAACUCCAGCGAUGCCGAGCGCAAAGAUGCCAUCAAGCAGGGAAAUGGCAUCUAUGCCUUCGUUCUCAAGAACGGAGCUGGCGAGACUGAGAGCUGGCACAUUGACCUCAAGCAGACCGGCAAGGUCGGCAAGGGUCCCGGCGAGAAACCCAAUGUCACCCUCUCCCUUUCCGACUCCGACUUUGGCAACCUAGCCACCGGCAAGGCCAACGCCCAGCGUCUCUUCAUGUCUGGGAAGCUCAAGAUCAAGGGCGAUGUCAUGAAAGCUACCAAGAUGGAGCCCAUCUUCAAGAAAGCCCAGACCAAGGCAAAGCUGUGA
Geosmithia morbida is the source of this 381-nucleotide messenger RNA. RefSeq names its product SCP-2 sterol transfer family. Gene Ontology annotation, cellular component: cytosol. The record is from RefSeq and is a predicted model, not a curated record. The transcript is spliced from 3 exons. Bases 1 to 381 code for a protein of 126 amino acids. Lineage: Eukaryota; Fungi; Ascomycota; Sordariomycetes; Hypocreales; Bionectriaceae.